Molecule: messenger RNA, 1560 nt
Organism: Penicillium cataractarum
Lineage: Eukaryota; Fungi; Ascomycota; Eurotiomycetes; Eurotiales; Aspergillaceae
Product: cytochrome P450
Exons: 1
Coding region: 1-1560 (519 amino acids)
Molecular function (GO): heme binding; monooxygenase activity; iron ion binding
Source: RefSeq, a predicted model, not a curated record
AUGCUGUCGACUGCUGUGCUCUCGGUGACAGCCAUCUACUUCACUAUCACUUGGUUGAUACUGCCUGUUUUCAAAUAUUUUCAUGAUCCUAAAGGUCUUCGCAAAUAUCCCAAUCAUUCAUUUCUUUCGGGGAUCACAGAUAUCCCGUACUGUUACCUCAGUGCUCGCGGCUUCCGGUCACGAGAUCUCACAAAACUGCACGAGAAAUCAGCGAUCUUGCGCAUCGGUCCGAACAGCCUGUCUUUCAGUGGCACCGAUGCAAUUAGAGAUAUAUAUGGUCAUUCCACGUCCUGUGUCAAAGACCUGAAGUAUUCGAUCACGGCAGGCACCCAUCCCAAUCUAUUCGAUGUUGUUGAUAAGCCGAAUCAUGCCGUGAAGAGAAAGAGGCUUUCUGCUGCAUUUGCCAUCAAGAAUCUUGAACUCUGGGAGUUCAAAGUUGCACGCACCACCGAGCGACUCUUGGCGGCCUUCGACAAACUAUGCACUGAGCCACUUUCAGGUGACUCCGUGCCAGAACCAUCGGACUUGACUGUCAAUUUUAAUCUCUGGGUCAAUCUCUUCACUAUUGAAGCUAUCAAUAGCAUUGCUUUGUCUUCUGACUUGGGCAUUCUGGAAAAAGGAAACGAUCUAGUCACGGCGCAGAGAAUGGACGGCACCACCUACCAAGCUAGAUAUCGCAUCUCCCAGAACCAGGCUGCUUAUGCGACCUCCCAUUUUGUUUGGGAUUACAACAACUUCCAACUUUUCGUGCGUCUAUCUAAGCUUUUCCCGCAGUGGCGAAAGGUUUGGAAGACCGCAGAGCCAUUCAAAGAUAUCAUCCAUCACCAAGCUGUUACUCGACUUGAACGAUACAAUAAGGGAGAGCAUCUUGACGACUUCUUCACUGCGCUCAUGGAUGAUAAGACUGGCAAGCCCCAUAACUCUGAGUGGGGCGAAAUUAUUGGGGAAAUUGCAGCGAUCAUUGAUGCGGGCGCAGACACAACCGCUAUAGCAUUGACCCAAAUUCUGGAGCUGCUUAUUCGUCACCCCCAGCAUCUUGCGACGCUGCGAGAAGAAGUGGAUAGUGUGCUCUCUCCGGAUGACAUCGUCGCACCCUACGGCAAGGUCAAAUAUCUCCCUUUCCUCCGUGCUUGCAUCGAUGAGGCUCUACGCAUUAUUCCACCUACAUCUGCAGGUCUGCCUCGCAGGACGCCGCCAGAGGGAGCUAGAAUUCUAGGGGAGUGGAUUCCUGGGGAUACAAGUGUCUCCAUGACAAUCUACACUGCGCAUCACGAUCCAAAUGUCUUUCCGAAUCCCGAUGAGUUCCAGCCGCAUCGGUGGAUGGAUGUCGAAGAGAGAAAAAGGAUGGAGCCGUACUUUAUUCCGUUUUCUACGGGAGCCAGAGGAUGCAUUGGACGGAAUAUCUCUUAUUUGGAACAGACUGUUGUGCUUGCCUCUCUGGUGCAUCGGUAUGAGUUUGCGCUGGCAAGUCCCGAGUGGAAGUUGCAGAGAUUCGAGGCUUUCAAUCUCUUGAUGGGUGAUAUGCCUAUCAAACUAUGGAAAAGGGAGAUUCCGGCUUAG